Molecule: messenger RNA, 705 nt
Organism: Caenorhabditis elegans
Lineage: Eukaryota; Metazoa; Nematoda; Chromadorea; Rhabditida; Rhabditidae
Gene: R160.3
Product: Leucine-rich repeat domain-containing protein
Exons: 3
Coding region: 14-460 (148 amino acids)
Source: RefSeq, marked reviewed
UUUCAGGCUCAUCAUGAAGUUAGCGACUGCCGGGAUCAUAUGUAUCCUGAUGUUGAUUAAUUGUGGACUCUUUGUGAAAACAGACCAAAUUGAGGCCGGAAAUACCAGCAGCAUUACGGAAAAGUCUACAGACACUGCAACGUUGGAUGUGUCUAUCGAAGAAGUUGGUGCUACUUACGAUUGUUUCGCUUGGUGGCAAGAAACGGGAUUUCUCUUCUGGGCAUCGCUUUGCGGAAUUGUAUUGACAAUCCUGAUGUACCUCUUCACCAGCCGCCUUAUCAAAGAGGUCCGUAGAAUGAAGAAAGAAAGCAAGCUUCUCAUCCGUCUUAGGAACUACUUCUCGGACUUCCUCGCUGACCCGUGCAGUUCGAGAAACGCCUACGCAAAAGCAUACGGAAAGGAAGACAACGAAAGCAUCAAAAGUGAAACCAUCUCUGUGGACCUUGAUAUGAUUAUUUGAAUUAUUUGUUUUUUUUGUAUUGGUUUGAAGUUUCCCGUAUUUUUCGUUGUUCUAGUAGUUAUUUUUCAAGUUUUCCUUUUUUUUUUCUAAUGUUUUCUAAACGUGCUCCUUUGUCCCUCUCUGCCUUUUCUGACACAUGGGUGUCUUGAUUGCUCACUUCGAAAACCAAACCAGUUGAUGAUUUUAUUUUCAAAAAAUUUUUGAUUUUAAAGUAUAAAAGCCUCUCAGUAAACCGUUUGAAUUCC